Anopheles arabiensis is the source of this 2974-nucleotide messenger RNA. RefSeq lists its product as uncharacterized. The coding region runs from base 106 to 2154 and encodes 682 amino acids. The transcript has 7 exons. NCBI's taxonomy places the organism in Eukaryota, Metazoa, Arthropoda, Insecta, Diptera, Culicidae. The record is from RefSeq and is a predicted model, not a curated record.
AGAGUCACAGCUGCGUAGAAGAAAAACACAAAAGCAUUGUUUGUUUUCAGUAUGUUAUAGGAGAACUGUACGGUUGGUCAUUCACAGUGCUAUUUCCUCUACUCUAUGGCGAAGAUGGUGCUUUUGCAAGAAAUUUACUGUCCUGAGCAGAUCGUGAUACCUGAAAAUUUUCACAUCACCCUAAAGCAGUAUGCGAAAGCGGUAAUACGAACGCAGCCGUUUGAUUUGUUACGGUGGUCGGCAGCAUAUUUCCGUAGUUUGGCACUCAGUGUGCAGCCCCCGGUUAAAUCACGCUACGAACCAGCAGGACACUUUAGGCAACUAACCACUGGCAUUGUUCGAGUAUUAAUUGAUCAGCUUGGGAAAGGUUAUUACGUACACAAGAAGAUCCUUCUGGAGAAGUGGGAAGGUUUAUGUCUGCCGGAAGAAGACUUAUUAAAUGUUCUGUCACUACUUCGGAUGUUGAAUUGGUCCCAACUCCAUUGGCUGAAGAUUAUUGCCGUUUUCAUCGGUCAACUGUGUAAAAACUUUACGAAAACCACAGAAAUGAUCUGUGAAAUGCUAACCGAAGAUCCAGAUGGAGGUGCAGCGUCGAUGCCGUUUUGGAUGUUCCGAGAGUGCUUUCUUGCGCUGGCCGAUUUGGACUGCAGCUCCGUGCAAAAGUUUGUCAACGGAAGGAAAGUUCUGGACGAAGAUACUGGGGCAUUGGAAGAGGAACAGAUGCCGCCCGCACUUCCGAAAGUUUUGUCAACAAUUUCAUUUAAAAAUGCCAUUAUUGACAAGUACCGUUCCACACUAGAGCAUGAAACCAAGCAGCAUCAUUUUGCUCUGUCCGGCAACAUCAACACUGACGACAACGACCAACUUUCGGAACCUUCGGUCGCUCCCUCGAGGCUGGAAUCUGAUUUUAAGUUUUUCGGCGAUGACACCGAUGCACAUGAAUCUCUCCGCAGGGCACCAGACUUUAACAGUGUCAUAGUUUUGCUGAAGCGACUUCGUGGCGAUGGGGCCAUUUCGAUGGUCAGUGAGAGCACCCUGUCCAAGGCUGCUCUAGAGCGUACGCGUGAACGUUCGAAACAAAUAGAAGAACUCAAGGUCUCGAUCAGUGAAGAGGAAUACAACAAACUGAAGGAACAAGAACGGCAUGAGCUGCUGAAGGAAAUGGGCCCACCAUGGUUAUUGUUGUAUCUGUUCUCUCAAGACUGCUCUCGUUCCAAAUCGUUCAAUUAUGUUGAGCAGUCCUCUACCUCUAUCUCGGACGACUCCGUAUCAGCAUAUUCGAUGGAAAACAUUUUCGAGGACACGUUGGAAUUGGAUCCAAGUGCCACUUUUGCACACGACCGUCGUAAAUCUAGCUUCUCUCUACCGGUAACACUACGGGCAAGGAUGAGCGUCAGCUCUCAUUCUGCAGCUUUCAUUACAAACGAAAUCCUCUCGAAGGUCGUCUGCUCCAUCGAUCAGGCAAUUAUUGACGGAGAGUGUGAGCUUUCAUUAGGCUCGAUAGCUAAUUUCUUGGAGGAAAAAUCUAACUCAAACGAAGAUUUUCUUGCUCCCGCUGAUCAUGAAAAAUUACAGUCAUUUCUAAAAGAAGCGGAAAGCCGUGAACUGGAAGUGAAAGACAUAAAUGAGCUGUACAACUUUUUUGUAAGUGAAAGCUUCAAGCGUGCCUUACAGGACAACGACAAUGAACCACAACAGAAGGAAAUAUUUAGCAUCUUUGGAGAAAGCGGAAUCGAAGUGGAUGCAAAUCUGCUUGAGGCUAAAAUUUCGGACAGUAUGAUACUAGGUCUAGUAGCACCACCGCCAAUAGAAGAACCCUCGGAAGAAACAAAAGAAAAAUCUGAAAGUGUAGAACUGAGUGCAAUUUUACCGACACCCUCCAUGGAUACACUGUUGCCAAUUGCCUGUGAAGGGAAUACACAGACUGAUCCAAUCGAAAUAGCCUGCGUGCAGCGUAAAAUACCUCUUGUUCCAACGGAUGAUCAGCGCAUUACAUAUAAAUGCAAAAUAUCUCCAAUACCAGGUAUCGGUACCCCUUUGGAUGAGACCGUUCGUGAUGCGUUUCUCACAUAUUUGGCACAACGUGCCGUAGAUCAACAAGGUUUGAUAUAUCCACGCAAUUUUCAUGAGGCUCUAUGCCCGCGCAUCGAGUGAUUUAACUAAAAACUGAGUGGAUUUCAAACAUAUGGCGAUCUGCUUUCAAUCUUGCCAAGGCACAUUUCCCCAAAAAACAUUUAUCAUGGUUCUACAGCUAUUAAGCGAUGAUUGUAUGCCAUAGGAAGUGUUGUUUUCAAAGGGAAAUGAUACGAUUUUUUAGUGCUUUAAAGCGUUGCUGCAAUAUACAAAAAUGAACACCCGAGUGCUAAAGAAUUCAAAAUCUUUUGUGCAAAGCCUGACUGCUGAAGAUAUAUAUUAUCGUCACGCACAUACCAUUUAUGAUACACAAUACAUACCACAUUUAUCACAUCAUUAUUCACUUGAGGAUGAAAUUUUCCAUUUUUCACCCUGCAGCACUGUUCAUGUGAAUUACUUAACGUACAUGUUGGAGCACUUGCUAAGCCAUCAUCAGCGUGAGAAACCUGAGAGUUUGUACAGCGUAUAUGGUGGUUCUCUAUCUAAAGACUAGUACUAGUACAAAACCUAACAAAACAUGUACAAUGAAAAUGUUUUUGUUUGCAAGCUUAUCAAACUAUAUUCCAUGGUAUUUGUAUUUCUAUUCAUCAACCAAAUUGUACCCAGGUCCAUCGAACGCACCAAUUACUAUGAUUCUUUUAACGGCUUGGCAAACGAAAACAGGCAUACAUCUCACCAUAUUUGUCUACACCUUCUUCUGAAUAUAAAUACCGGUACGAACAAAUGGUCAUGUGGCACUGUUUGCGGCAACAUUCGGCGGUCACUCAGGAAGGACAGAAAACAAAGCAUACCUGAACUGUGACGUAAAAAACCGUCCAGCUCAAAAAAAAAAAAAAAGAAA